Molecule: messenger RNA, 1008 nt
Organism: Etheostoma cragini (Arkansas darter)
Lineage: Eukaryota; Metazoa; Chordata; Actinopteri; Perciformes; Percidae
Product: ras-related protein Rab-17-like
Exons: 5
Coding region: 217-900 (227 amino acids)
Cellular component (GO): endosome
Molecular function (GO): GTP binding; GTPase activity
Source: RefSeq, a predicted model, not a curated record
GGUUUUACUUUUAUUUUCUAUUAAAAAGAAGAAAAAGUCAGCCGGUGCAGCGUCAGACUCUCACAACAGAGACCACAUACACAGUCUGGAGGAGCUGCUGCUAUGAGACUGGACUAAAGACUCACGACGGAAUCAGGACUGGAGGACACCUUUGGACUUUUUCUGUCUUAUCCAUUUGUAUUUCCUCAGUAGUUUUGGGUGUGAAGUGAACUUCUGAUGGGGGAAAGUCUCCCCAGGGUGCCAGGAGGAGCCCGGUGCUGCCGGGAGACUCUGAGUAGACCUGUGCAGGCUCUCAGGGUUAAGAUGGUGCUUCUGGGAAGCUCUGGCGUGGGGAAGUCCAGCCUGGCACUGCGAUUUGGCAAAGAUGAGUUCAGGAUUACAUCACCUACUGUAGGCUGUGCCUACCUGACCCGAGUGGUGCACCUGAGGGACGUCACUCUUCGCUUUGAGAUAUGGGACACGGCCGGUCAGGAGAAGUACCACAGUGUCACCCCCCUUUACUACAGAGGGGCCCACGCUGCACUCCUGGUCUACGACAUCAGCAAAAGGGAAACCUUCAUCAGAGUUCUGGUGUGGCUCAAAGAGCUCGAGAAGCAGUACAUCCCAGGGUCUACGGUCAUAUGGCUGGUGGGCAACAAGGGAGAUCUGGCACAGGACCGACAAGUCUCUGUGCAGGAAGGACAGAGUCUAGCCAAUGACAGGGGCUUAUUUUUCACGGAGACAUCAGCCCUGUCGGGGGAUCAGGUCUGCCAGCUGCUGCUGGCUGUAGCCCACAGAGUGUACGAGUGUGUUGGAGCGCAGCAGGGAGGGCUGACCGAGUGGAGGGAGACGGCUCAUGUGGAUCUGCAUCGUGGGGACACCCUCAAUCCUUUUGGAUCCUGCUGCAAAGUUGGACCCUGACCUCUGUCCCUGUCAAAUGAAGUUACUGCUUGUCUUUGUGUCUGUCUUCAUCAUUUCAAAGCUGCACUGGGUAACACAGCCAGUAUACAAAAAAAACAUCUCAGAAGG